AUGGCUUUAAACACGCCCAAACACGCGGUUGCGCUCCCCUCGCCGUCACGCAUCAUCGCAACGUUGUUUCUGCUCGGAUUUCUGCAUACCUCGAGCGCGUUUCAUACCAAUCGCAUGUUCUCAACCGAUCAUACACUGCGUCCGCCGAGAUGGGGACCUCCUACGAAGAGAGAUGGAAUGGCGCCGCUCAAAAUCACGAAUAAAUGUCCCAAUACCAUCUGGCCAGGCAUUGGUACCCAAGCCGGCACGGGACCUGGAAUAGGAGGGUUUGAACUGGCCUCCGGCGCAAGCAGAGAUUACACCGUGAGCAAGGACUGGCAAGGCAGAGUCUGGGGGAGGACGAAUUGCAGCUUCAAUCCGACUGGAGACGGCCCAGCAAACAUCGCAGCGAACAACGGUGCUGCUUGCGACUCGGGAGAUUGUCUAGGCGUGCUGAAUUGUGUUGCUACAGGAGUCGCGCCCGCAAGUCUCGCCGAAUACGAUCUCGCGGGCGGUGUUGGUGGGACGCAAGCUUUCUACGACAUUUCUCUCGUUGACGGAUAUAAUAUCCCGAUUGGGAUCGUUUUCCUACCUGGCGACGAUGUGAAGCUUCAGAAGGUCCCACCAAACCUAACUAAUGCUGUGUGCAUUGCAACUGCUGGCUAUGCAUCAGAUCCCGCACCUUCUGGUACCAAUGGAAUGUCCUCGAACGCGUCCUAUCCCGUUCCCUAUGAACCAACACAAACGAAUAUGGACCUCGCAACGUGGUGUCCAUGGGACUUUCUAGUUAUCAAACCGGACAAGCCAGGAGACGGUGUCUACCCUUACCCCGACGACAUGAUCCAACGGCCUGUCUUUGAUCCGUGCAAAUCGGCAUGUGCUGCAACGAAUGCGCCUUCGGACUGUUGUACCGGAGCCUAUAGUGAUCAUGGUGUGUGUAUGCCAAAUAUGUAUUCUCAGCAAUCGAACAAGGUAUGCCCUGACGCAUACGGCUUUCCUUUCGACGAUGAAGGAAGCACCUUCAUUAUUCCUACUGGUGGUGGGUUUGAAACCGUCUUCUGCCCCGAAGGUCGGAGCACAAACAUCUUGAAAACUUUCAAACAACAGUUGCAGGAUUUGACGGGCGCACCUGGUGUAGGGAAAGGGAUGGAUGCCAUCGACCAAGAUGCGCGAAAUCUCACCAUCAUAAUGAAUGCCGCCAAGAAGUCGAGUGCGGAGAGGAGUAGAGGUGAAGCGUCAAAUAUGGGCAAGACGAGUAUGUGUGCUAUGGUUGUGGUGAUUGCUUGGGCUGUGUUGUGGUAG
Glarea lozoyensis ATCC 20868 is the source of this 1281-nucleotide messenger RNA. RefSeq names its product Osmotin, thaumatin-like protein. The coding region runs from base 1 to 1281 and encodes 426 amino acids. The record is from RefSeq and is a predicted model, not a curated record. Gene Ontology annotation, biological process: defense response. Gene Ontology annotation, cellular component: extracellular region. NCBI's taxonomy places the organism in Eukaryota, Fungi, Ascomycota, Leotiomycetes, Helotiales, Helotiaceae. The transcript has 2 exons.